This is a messenger RNA of Hemibagrus wyckioides, 2382 nucleotides long. RefSeq names its product deleted in malignant brain tumors 1 protein-like. Gene Ontology annotation, cellular component: membrane. The annotation marks the transcript as partial. NCBI's taxonomy places the organism in Eukaryota, Metazoa, Chordata, Actinopteri, Siluriformes, Bagridae. The record is from RefSeq and is a predicted model, not a curated record. The transcript has 10 exons.
AUGGAAAUCUGUCUGACUUUUAUUCUUCUCUCAUCCACACUCACACUCACAGCAGCUGACAGUGUGAGGUUGGUGAAUGGUGGAAGUCGCUGUGCUGGGAGAGUGGAGAUUCUUCAUGAUGGUCAGUGGGGAACAGUGUGUGAUGAUAACUGGGAUGAGGUCGAUGCUGCAGUGGUGUGUAGAGAGCUGCGCUGUGGGGAGGCUGUAAAUGCACUGGUUUCUGCUCACUUUGGACCAGGAUCAGGACCAAUCUGGAUGUAUGAUUUGGCCUGUAGAGGAUCAGAGUCGACACUGAAGAAGUGUGGGUCAUUAAAUAGGGUGACUAGCUGUAGUCACUAUGAAGAUGCUGGAGUCAUCUGCUCAGGUCAGAUUUUGAGACUCACUGCUGGUCCUCACCAGUGCUCUGGGAGAGUGGAGGUGUUUCAUGGAGGUUCCUGGUCCACAGUGUGUGAUGCUGACUUUGACCAGAAGGAUGCAGAGGUUGUGUGUCGAGAGCUGGGCUGUGGGAUUCCUGUGGAGGUUCUGGGAUCAGCUGCUUUUGGACGAGGGGAGGGUCAGGUGUGGACAGAGGAGCUUCAGUGUAGAGGAACUGAAUCUGACAUUACCUUCUGUCCAACAUCAUCUUCACUCAAACACUCACACUGUUCCCAUGACAACGAUGUGGGAUUAAUAUGUUCUUGUCACACAGAGGCGCGGCUGGUGAACGGACCGGACUCCUGUUCUGGUCGAGUGGAGCUCCAGUACCUCGGUGAGUGGGGCACAGUUUGUGCUGUAGGCUGGGAUAUGAGAGCUGCAGAUGUUCUGUGUGCACAGCUGGAUUGUGGGAGUGCUGUGGCUGUGGUGGAGGUGGACUGGUUUGGGGAGGGGAGUGGCCACAUCUGGGCUGAUGUGUUUGAUUGUCAGGGGAAGGAGACACACCUAUCACGAUGUGGUGUCUCAUCAUGGAGUCGAGCUGCAUGCUCUCAUAAACACGACGCUGGAGUCAUCUGUAAUGGAUCAUCCAUGGUGUUUCAUGAGGGGCGAGUGCGGUUGUCUGGAGGGAGAGAGUGUCAGGGGGAGGUGGAGAUUUAUUUCAGGCAGGACUGGAGGAGAGUUCUCCUGGACUCGUGGAGUCUGUCUGAGGCGUCUGUGCUCUGCAGACAGCUGGGCUGUGGCUCUGUGCUGAACUACCGCUCCUCUCCAUCCACCACUGAACACAAACACAUGUGUGUAACGGGUUUCAGCUGCUCUGGGAGUGAAGAUCAUCUGGGGAACUGCAGCAGUGCACAAGCUGAACCUGUCAACUGCAGCUCUGGGGAACAGCUCUACAUCACCUGCUCAGGUAUCUAUAAGCCCUCCCAAAGCUCCAUCAGGUUGGUUGGUUCUGGGGGAGACUGUGCAGGAAGGCUGGAGGUUUUCCACAGCGGCUCGUGGGGGACAGUGUGUGAUGACUCGUGGGAUAUUGAGGAUGCCCAGGUGGUGUGCAGACAGCUGCAGUGUGGAGUGGCCCUCAGUACCCACAUACCAGCCUGGUUUGGUCCUAGAACUGGGUCCAUAUGGCUGAAUGAGGUGGAGUGUGAGGGGAACGAGACAUCCCUGUGGAACUGCAGAUUUCAGCUGUGUGAAGAGGGUGAAUGUGGACACCAUGAGGACGUAGGAGUCGUCUGCUCAGAGUUUAAAGAGAUCCGACUCUCAGAGGGCUGUGAGGGGAAUCUGGAAGUGUUCUACAAUGGAACCUGGGGUAAUGUGUGUCACAAUCAGAUGGAUGAUGAGACGGUAAACAUGGUGUGUCGAGAGCUGAACUGUGGAAGACGAGGCAGUCUGUCAAACACUGAAGCACGAGUAAAAUCUGCUCCUAAUUGGCUGGAUGAACUGAAAUGUAGGAAACACGACUCUAAUCUGUGGCAGUGUCCAUCUUCACCCUGGGGACAGAACAGAUGUGAUAAUCAUGAUGAAGUGGCUCGUAUUACCUGCACAGAAGAUGAAACGUCUCUACAGAUACAAGAAAAGUGCUCUUCAAUCCCCCCUCAGAAACACUGCUCAAAGCACUGGUCUCUCAGGCUGAGUGGAGGAAAGGGAAGCUGCUCUGGGAGGUUGGAGGUGUAUCAUAACUCUACGUGGGGCUCCGUUUGUGAUGAUCGGUGGAACAUCAGGAACGCUCAGGUGGUGUGCAGACAGCUGGGCUGUGGGUCGGCGCUGAGUGCUGAUAGGAAUGUUUGGUUGGGUUCUGGUGAAGGGACUAUCUGGAUGAACAGAGUGAAGUUUCGAGGGGAUGAGAUUCACCUGUGGGACUGUCAUCAUUCCCUGAAGAACCACACUGACUGCUCUCAUGCUGGAGUCUCCUGUGCAGACAUAUCCACCAUGUCCACUGCUACACCCACCACCACCACCACCACCACCACC